Messenger RNA from Salarias fasciatus (jewelled blenny), 2884 nucleotides. RefSeq names its product ras homolog gene family, member Ab (gene rhoab). Lineage: Eukaryota; Metazoa; Chordata; Actinopteri; Blenniiformes; Blenniidae. The transcript has 5 exons. Gene Ontology annotation, biological process: small GTPase-mediated signal transduction. Gene Ontology annotation, molecular function: GTPase activity; GTP binding. The record is from RefSeq and is a predicted model, not a curated record. The coding region runs from base 124 to 705 and encodes 193 amino acids.
GCCCGGGCUGCGCGCGCCCGUGAAGUAAUUCAUUGUAUCAGACGGAGACGGGAGGAAGCUGCGAGCGACUCGGCGCAGAGAAAACACCGAAAAAUACCACUGCUCGGCACAUAAACUGAAGGGAUGGCAGCCAUCCGUAAGAAGCUGGUGAUCGUUGGAGAUGGAGCUUGUGGGAAGACCUGCCUUCUGAUCGUCUUCAGCAAGGACCAGUUCCCUGAGGUCUACGUCCCCACCGUGUUCGAGAACUAUGUUGCCGACAUAGAGGUGGACGGCAAGCAGGUGGAGCUGGCUCUGUGGGACACGGCGGGUCAGGAGGACUACGACAGGCUGAGACCUCUCUCCUACCCAGACACUGACGUCAUCCUCAUGUGCUUCUCCAUCGACAGCCCCGACAGCUUGGAAAACAUUCCAGAGAAGUGGACCCCGGAGGUGAAACACUUCUGUCCAAACGUCCCCAUCAUCCUGGUAGGAAACAAGAAGGACCUGCGCAACGACGAGCACACACGUCGGGAGCUGGCCAAGAUGAAGCAGGAGCCGGUAAAGUCGGAGGAGGGCCGGGACAUGGCCGGGCGGAUCGCGGCGUUCGGCUACAUGGAGUGCUCAGCCAAGACCAAGGACGGCGUGCGGGAGGUGUUCGAGAUGGCCACGAGGGCGGCGCUCCAAGCCCGCCGCGGAAAGAAGAGCAAUAAAUGUGUAGUGCUGUAAAACGGCCGGCACACUUGGACUGAUUCCACCCGGGGCCACGACACCCGCGGGGGGGGCCGGGCUCGGGAGGGACGGAGGGAUGACUGGGCGGGACCGGGAGGGAGGGGAUGAAAAGAGUGCAGUAAACGACUACCGCUGUAAACUGUUGGUUGGACUGAAUUUACCCUGGGACUUGGGUUUGGGAGGCUUUGAUGCAGAAGGGGGAGGGCGGACGGACAGACGGACGGACGGAGCACAGUAAACGACUACCGCUGUAAGCCACGAGGCUCUGUAACGGCGAGGCUACCAGACAGACAGCAGCUGAACACUGGGACAACAAAGCCACUUCGCUCAUCCUGGCCCUUUAUUAUUUAAAAAGAAAAAGUGAUCGGUAAUCCAUAAAGUUGCUUGUGAAUUACGGCGUUUCCCGCUUGACUGUGUUCUGAAUGGAUGACAGACGACAAACGGGUUUGGUUUUGUGGGCGGGGCAAACGGACAGCGCAGUUCAACGAGUGCCACUGCAAACAGCCACCAGUGGACCACUCGGCGCCAGGUGUUGGUGCCUGGCUCGAGGGCUCGGGGAGAGUGGAGUGGGACAGCUGAAGGGAUGGGAGAGACGAGACGCAGUGCGUGGGCGCGUGACCACGACGAGCCCGCCGCCUCCGCGCCGGGGCGUCCGAGCAUUCUGAAGUUUGUAGAAGUGGUAUUAAAGGAGCGGUCACGUGCGGCGAGGGGCCGCCGCCUCAUGAGAGGUGUGGAGCGACGCACUCACAUGUCCGCCUCAGUGCCGUUUAGUCUCACCGCGGCUAAUCCUGCGCUUACAGACGCAGCGCGACAAACAAACCCGGCGCUACUCUUCACCCAGAUCAUCCGCUACAGUCACCUGAUAUCUGCCGCUCUCGUUAUUCGCAGCCUGAAUCUUAAAAAGCAGCUCCUCUGCGCCGGCUCCAGAUUAGAUCUGAUCCGUCACCAUCUGGUCCCGAUUCAGAGGGAAGACGCGUUGCCACAGCAGCGCUGUGAAGUUUGCGUCCGGGCCAGACGGCCGCACGUGUGUCUGCAUUAAGAGGUGAAUCGUGGUCGCCGCCCCCCCACCACCACCAGAUGACAAAGGUCGCUCACAGCCCUGCAUAUUCCAGCACUGCCUCGGCUCCCCUCCCAUCCCUUCCUGCUCCACCAAGCCGACUGCCGGUGCUCGUCUUCCCCCUGGUCUCAGAGAGCAGAGAGGAUGAGCCUUGUUUACAUGCACGCCACCAGUCUCCUCUUUUGGAAUGAAUAAAUUAACAGUUAAUGGGUGCGUUGGCAUGUAUAGGGGUCAAAUGUACAAAAUCAAGAAGUAGUGUGUUGUUUGAGGGGAUUAAAAAAAAAAAAAAAGGUGCUUCGGGAUUGUAUUAAUUGACCUUUACUUAGAGGUCAACCUUUAACAGGUUAACUGCUGGUAUCUGCCAUCUGGUUACCAGUUUAAGAGGAACGGAACAUAUGGGACAAGACCUUUUUACCCAGAAUACCGUGCAUGGAAACACCAGAACGGUCAGGUCGGUCAGCUGGAUGGAAUCUGUACUUUGACGUCACAGAUGAGGUGGGGGGGAAAAAAAACACACCACCCCGCCUGUGGUUUUGGGUAAAUGAGUGUGAAUCACGGACUUUCCUGACUUUUCUGAGUGUUUCCUCACACAUUCAGGCCCUCCUUUUAGUUUUUGAUUUUUUUUUUUUUAUUGUGCAUUUUCAAAUGCAGACAUUUGGCUUCUUCCUGUGAUUGUACCCGACAGUUUUGUUCCCUCCUGUUUUUCCUGGCCUGCAGGGAGGAGCCUGUUCAGAGACCAGUCUCGUUUUUAUACUUUAUUUCCAGCUUUUGAAAAGAAAAGAAGUUAUAAACAUGUUCAUCAGUAUUUAAAAAGUAAAAUAAAAAUCAGAGGUGGAAGAUUAGGGAAUUAUUCUGUGUUGUUGCUAUAGUUUUGUUUCCUUUUCUUCUGUGCUUUACCUGAUUGUUUAGUUUUUUUUUCUCUCUCUCUGAUGAUUUACUCUUGGUUGUAAUGACCUGUCAAUCAUCCCUGCCAAAUGCUACUGUUCAGGCAGUCUGGAGAAAGGCUGGCCUCUCGGCUGCCUGUCUAAAGCAUCACUAGGACCACGAGUGCUGGCUUUAUUUUCGGUUUUGUUUUUUUGGUUUUUUUUUUAACACAAACUAAAGACAAAAGGAAAAAAA